UGAACAGCAGCAGAAGCAGCAACAGAUUGAGGAUGGUCAGACAUAUGUUCUCUAAUCUCCUACUUCUCUGGUCAGUCGGCUAUGACCUUUAUAUAACUGGACUGACACAUCACAAGCCCAAGGAGCAGUCCUGGAACAAUCAACAUCUCUAUUCUGUCCCUCUGGAUUUAGAUGUAAGGCUCAGAAGACUAGAUCUGUCCAAUAACUUCAUCACACAGUUGCACAGACUUGCUUUGCCUUACUUGGAACAGCUGGACCUGAGCGCCAACCAGCUGGAUCUCAUCUCCGAAGGAGCUUUUGAAAACCUGACUCAUCUUGAGGAGUUGAAUUUGUCCAGAAAUGCGCUGAACAACAACCUUGGCAGUAACUUCAAAGCCCUCCAAUCCAUCAGUGGACUGAAGAGUUUGGACAUAUCAAUGAAUGGUUUGAGAAAUGAUGCAGUGGGACUGUACCUUAGAAACAAACCAUCUCUUGGUCAACUUAAAAUGACUGGUAAUGCUUUAACAAGACUUUCACACAACUUGUUCAAAGAGAGUAAAGGUUUGAGGGCCAUUACUAUUGAUGACAAUCAAAUAUCGGUCAUAGAACGGGGGACAUUUGAACCAUUGAGCCAAUUAGAGAUGCUUGACUUGGCCAAAAAUAACCUUGCCCAUAUUUGUGAUUUUAAAUUAACUCAAGUUAAAUAUCUUAAUCUCAGUCAAAAUUCAGUUGAGUUCUUUGUUACACGUGACGAUGACCAGUUGUACCGGCUUGAAAUUCUUGAUCUAAGUCACAACAAUCUCCUUUAUUUCCCAAUUGUUCCAAAAAUAAACAGUUUGAGGUAUCUUUAUUUACAGAAUAAUAUGGUUGGUGCCCUAAAUUCAGAGGCAACAAUGGUAUCAGAGGCCAAUGAUCUAUAUAGUGAAAUUACACGUGAGAAAACAGUUAGAAGAAAUAUCCUACACUCAAACUGGAGGCUGAUGCCACUCAUUUAUAUUGACCUGAGCUAUAACCACUUCAGGUCUUUCCCAUUGGAGACUUUGAGUCGGCUCUUAUCUUUAGAAACACUGAAUUUCAGUUACAACUGUUUGCAAAACAUCACGUGGAAUAUAAGAAAUGAUGAAUCAGGACACCAUCGGCAGCUUUCUUUCCCCUCCUUAAGGUACCUAGACCUGCAGAGUAAUGGACUUAAAUACAUUUCUCCACUAUUUCUCAAAGCACUCACACAGAUAGAAACAUUAAAUCUACAAGACAAUUCUGUGCAACCUUGUGCCUCUAUGGAUCAAUCAACACAGCAAAACAAUCUCAACAUAUCCUGUGUUAUCUUUGGUAAUUUAAGGACCCUUAAAAACCUCAAUCUUCAAGAAAACAACAUCAAGAAUCUUCAAGAAAACACCUUUCUAAAAAACUCUUUGGUUUCUAUAAACCUUGCAAAAAAUGCACAUAUGGUUGUGCAGGAGGAUGCACUAAAUGGUUUACAAGAGACUCUUCAGUCUUUGAUAAUCAGUGAAACUAACAUGACCAGCUCUGAUCUGUCUUUACCCUGCAUGCCAGCGUUAACUCAGCUAAACAUAUCCAACAACCGUCUAGAUGUGAUACCCAGCAGUUUGAGCUGCUCUCCUCUGAGAGAAAUCGACAUUAGAAAUAAUAACUUUGCGUCUUUAAACCAUUCUUUGAUUCUUGCUUUAUCUCUGCAUCUUAAUGUUAUGUAUAUUAGCGGAAAUUAUUUUAAUUGUUGUGACAGUAAAUGGCUGAUAAUCCUAGAUGAGUUAAAGAUUAAAGUGCUUGAUGUCAAUGACACUGUAUGCUUUACAAGUGGUGGAAAUGUUACGGUGACAGGUUAUCUGAACAACCGUUCAGUGUACUGUUUGUUUCAUAUGAAAGAACAGGACAUUCACUUUGGAACAGUGAUCAUAAUCAUGUUGUUUGCAACUGUAAUAUUAACAGUGUUCAUUUUAUUCAUCAGGAAGGUGGUUUGCACACAGAGAUCAUUUAUAGUGUGAUAUUGUUAUGUAUUGGUUUAUUCUGUGUCAUAUGCACAGCAAACAAAAUAUAGUGAGAAACAGAAAUUAUGUAAAAAGGUUUAUUCCUGUGGGUUUCAUUUUGCCUGACCAAUUUGACUAUGAACAGAAGUGGGGUUUAAUGGCUGCUUGGACUGUUAAAACUAGCUGACAUUUAGUUAAUAAAAUGCAUUUAAAUCUUCAUUGUCUGACAUGAUUCUAUUCUCAACUCCAUUCAAGACUUCCUUUUAUGACUUCCCGCAAAUUAUUAGUCUUGUAAAACAUGCAUCAUGCAGCCAAAAUGUUGUGAUUAAAAUUGGCUUUAUUGACUCC
Messenger RNA from Gymnodraco acuticeps, 2312 nucleotides. Its product is annotated as transforming growth factor beta activator LRRC32-like. Gene Ontology annotation, molecular function: protein binding. The record is from RefSeq and is a predicted model, not a curated record. The coding region runs from base 33 to 1982 and encodes 649 amino acids. NCBI's taxonomy places the organism in Eukaryota, Metazoa, Chordata, Actinopteri, Perciformes, Bathydraconidae. The transcript is spliced from 2 exons.